AUGAUGGACCUACCAAGGAAAGACGUGAAGCGCCACCUGCCUCCUGGCUUUGCGUCCCCCGUGGCCUGCGACGCUGGGCGUCCUCUGAGUGCCUGCCUGCUGCCGCUCGACGUCUUUGGCCGGGCGUCUGUGGUGGCCCGUUGCCUGCUUCUGCACUGGCUGCCGUCUGCUCGCAGGCAGCGUGAAGGGCUCCUUGCAGAGUCUGAUGGCAGUCCUCCAUCGGACGUGUCUUUGAGGUGCCCGAGCCCCUCUGCUGGGUUCCCACCAGUGGGGGCCCGUCAACCGCAGCCUGCGCUGGGGAAGGUCCGCUGCUUCGGCUUCGACGUGGACUGCACCCUGGCGGCCUACAAGUCCCCGGCCUACGAGGCACUGGCCUUGGAGUUGCUGCUGGAGCACCCGGUCUGCAUCGGGUACCCACGCGAGACCCUGCGCCAUGCCUACGACCCCUGCUUCCCCACCAGGGGGCUGGUGUUCUAUGCGCUCUAUGGGGACCUGCUGAAGGGGGGGGCUGCCCACGGCUUCGCCUUCCUCCUCAGAGUAAGGGCAAGGGGUGGGGGCGGUGCAGAGGUGUGAGGGACACCCCUCCUCCCCAGGGCAGAGAGCUGGAGCUUCCACCCCAGCAAGUAGCAGAGGGAUGACCUUCAGCGCUCCCACAUCCUCCCACAUCCGCAAACCUUCCUCUGCGCCUGCCUGGUGGACUACUUCUCUGGCUGCUCCCGCUACACCAACUGUGACACCGGCUAUCAGCAUGGGAACCUCUUCAUCAUGUCCUUCCGAAGCCUCUUCCAGGAUGUGACUGAAGCCAUGAACAAUGUCCACCAGGCGGGCUGCCUCAAGGAGGGGACCCUGGGGAGCCUGGAGAAGUGCGUGGAGGAGGACAUGAGUGAGCGCAGGGCCAGGCCCUGGAGGCCCUACUUUGACUUGAUCGUGGUGGAUACUCAGCAGCCCUGCUUCUUUGCAGAGGGGACAGUCCUGAGACAGGUCAACACGGCAAUGGCAGGUGCUAAGGACUCCGGGAAGCCCCGCGUGGGCACCUACACGGGGCACCAAUUCUGCGCCAGCUACUCUGGAGGCUCAUCUGACAGGGUGUGCAAGCUGCUCACGGCGCGGGAGGACAUCCUGUAUAUCGGGGACCACAUCUUUCGGGACAUCAUCAAAUCCAAGAAGCAGCAGGGCUGGUGGACUUGCCUGGUGGUUCCUGAGCUGUCCUGGGAGAAGGGUGAGCCCUGGGGCCAGUUCCAGCAGGGGGUGCUGCAGCUGGAGAGGCUGGACGUGCACCUGGCUGACCCGUACCUGCAUGUGGAUGGGAGCAUCUGUGGGCUGUGAAACAUCAACUGCUCCAAGGAGAUUCAAAUGCCACAUGAGUCCAUCUUGGAGCCAGAACAGGCCAGUCUGGAUCCAGCCUCCUGCUUGCUCUCCUGUGGGCAGAGGCUUUCCUGGGGUCCCUUUUUGGCGGGGCGUUGCCCGGCCCCGCGUGUCCUUUCCGCCCGCGUGUUCCGGGCGCCCCCUGCUGGCCAGCGGCGCGGCGAGGUCGGCGAGGGCUCCGAGCGCCGCGCCUCGCCCGCCCCGCGCCCCGCGCAUGCGCCCGCGCACCUGGCGGGGGUCCCCGGGAGCUCAGAGGAAAGCUUCCAGGGCCGCGUCCCUCCUUUCGUCCAGGGCGGAGGGUCUUCUGCUCGAGCUGUUUUCAGGUGA
Sciurus carolinensis (gray squirrel) is the source of this 1692-nucleotide messenger RNA. RefSeq names its product 5'-nucleotidase domain containing 4 (gene Nt5dc4). Gene Ontology annotation, molecular function: 5'-nucleotidase activity. The record is from RefSeq and is a predicted model, not a curated record. Lineage: Eukaryota; Metazoa; Chordata; Mammalia; Rodentia; Sciuridae.